Molecule: messenger RNA, 1158 nt
Organism: Uncinocarpus reesii 1704
Lineage: Eukaryota; Fungi; Ascomycota; Eurotiomycetes; Onygenales; Onygenaceae
Exons: 3
Coding region: 1-1158 (385 amino acids)
Source: RefSeq, a predicted model, not a curated record
AUGCCAACCACUCGUUCCAAAUCCAAAGCCGCCGACCCAGAGAUCAUGACCGAUUCUGGGAGCGAAUGGGGCCAGCGACAAACCAUUUAUUUUCGGGUAAAUGGGAUCGGUUCGAAGGCUAGGGUCCCUCCAAUGUUAGCGCCUUUUGUUGGGAAAGCUGUGCUGGACUCUGAGGUGAGGAGGCAAUUACAAAACUUCAGGAACCACGAGUUGGGGAGAAUGGACCUGCAUCGGAUUGUCUCGACAGUAGCGGGAACUUCUGCACAGGCUCCAGCUGGUACUUUGCUGGGGCUUUUCCUCAUGCAUCUGGCGAUGGUCAAGGAGGCCCCAUUUAAUCCCGACGACCAACUUCCCCCAAGACGGUAUCUUCGCACCAACAGAGCCCAGGUUCAACGGCCUGGUUUUGUCUCAAGCGAAGUAAUAGACGACGACGGCUCAGAAACUUCUCUCGAAGAAACCACCUAUCCUAAUAAGCGAUUGUGUAUACAGUCGUGGGAAGAGACAUCAAUCGAUACAGACAAAAGUACCCAUAUGCUAAGAGUCAAAUCGGAAACACAGACUCAACUCAUGAUAUCGUUGUUUCUCACGAGUAUUUUUGAGUGCUCCAAUUUAAGUGGUCGCGGUACAAGCCUGUCCGUAGCGAAGUACCGACGCUGGGAAUGGCACGCCGAAGGAAAAGAGCUUCGGAUUCUUAGUCCAAGGGUAAACUGCGUCUCAAUCAAUGAUGGGAGCCUUCGCCGCAAGGGAAUCGGUCAGUCUCAGUUCUGGGGAUUUAUGGAUGACAUGAUCUACUGUUCAGUGGAGACAAAGUCCCGGCUUGGGCAAUGGGACGAAGAUGAGCUGAUGGGCAUUCCAAACACAAGAGUUGAUGCUCAAGAAGCUUCUCAGCUGAUUGGAAUGAUGUGUGAACGUCUUCGCGAGAAAAGCAAAACGGGACGAGUAGACCCAUUCAAGCUGAGGGAAUAUGACCGCACGUCUACACCAGUUGCUCAACUCGACGACUUGGAUAUGAAAGUUACGAAUGAUCCACCUCCUACACUCAACAUUUUCCGAACUCCGAGAUUUGAUCUCUCUCGCAGCAAGGGGUCACUAGCCGCCGCGCGGCUGGUUCUGGCAUUGGGCUCGUAUAUUGAUCAUCACGGCCCGUUGUGCGUGUGA